This is a messenger RNA of Durusdinium trenchii, 1149 nucleotides long. NCBI's taxonomy places the organism in Eukaryota, Dinophyceae, Suessiales, Symbiodiniaceae. The record is from the annotation of a GenBank genome assembly.
AUGUUGCCACGACUUACAAGCAUCUCGGAGGUCUCACAGAUCCAGAGUCUCGUCACAGCGUUGGCUGACAGAGGGACCGAGUGGAAGACGCAUCUCAAACAGGUCCGCCAUGUGAAACAUGGUCGCGAGCAAGAGGAGUUUGCCUUCCAGAAGAGAGCUGGUCAGCCGAGGGUUCUCCGAUCCAGUCAAGAACCUUGGGGGCUGGUUGGUAUGAGCCAGCGAGAACAUACUCAGUGUCUUGUCGGCUCAAGGCUCCUACAAUUCACGAUCAUCUUAGUGCUUGACUGCAUUGCUGCCGCAACAAGCUGCUUGGUUGAGCACCCUGAUGAACCAUAUGACGAUGCCAGUUUAGCGUCGAUUUGGCGCUUGAGGGUUUUACGUGCAAUGCUGGCGCUGCUACCUAUGAGAAAGCUCCGAGUCUGGCAGGGACAGUUCGGGGCAAAAUCUCCGAAGCCCACAGCAUUGAUGGUUCACGGCCUUCGAACACUGGAGAAUCGUCUUGAAGAACAAAGAUCGUUCGAGAUGCCUGCAACUCGAUCGAUAGGCCGCACGGUAGAGGGCACCUUUGCAACUAGUGAGCUGAAAGAGUACCCGCCAAGACUGUGCUUGGGCAUAGCGCAUGCGGUCGUUGAUAGCUUCAAAGAAGCAAGUGCAGGCGGCCCGGAUCCCGAGGAGAUUGAGCUUGGAGGUGACGCCUUCCUUGAGACCGUCACGCGGCCCGACUUCGGCGGCAGACGGAUCUCUACCCGGCCACAACCUGGAGACAAAGUGAAGCUCUCGAAGGCCUACAAACAAUUUGACGGGGAAGAUGGCUGCUUGAAGCCAGGUCAGAUUGGAACGCUCGUGGAAGAUGACCGCACAUCAUGCCCGUUUCUGGUUGAGGGGCCCAAUGGCUGCUCCCACUGGUACAAUGACGGUGCUCUUGUGGUUGUGAACAAAGAAGACAAAGAGCUUCUCACACCACUUGGAGACAUGUUUGAAGGGGUGGCCUUGCUUCGCUUCCCCGUCUGUGAAGGACACUGGUACUGCGAAUUGGAGGUGAGCAAACUCGGAAAGUGCAAGCCUCGGUCCUCACUGCAUGACAAGAUGUAUCAUGAUGUAUCAGGGUUGCUCAUAUUUGCUUAUGACACUGCGGGACUGGAUUGCUAA